AUGGAGGAAUGGGAGAAGCAGCGGCUCUCCAUAAUCAACGAGCAUGGCGUUAGAAGUUCACUUUCAUCUUUAGGUUGUCCAGUGAUCGGACUCCAGACCAUCACAUCCCAAGAAGAGCUGGCUCCUCCGAUAGCCCUUCAACGUUUGCCGCCUGGGGCCACAGUGGACAGCCAGCGCGUAUUCUCGGCUCUGAUGAAGAAGAUGAACGAGACUCAGCAACUCGCUGGUAUUGUGGAGCAACAGCGCAAAUUGAGCGACGGCUCAGAUCCUUUCCGCACAUUGUCACCUUCAAGCAGCAUUGGUAGCGGCGACAGCAGUGACGCAGUCGCUUCCACCCAGGCGCGCAAUACUCGACAACCAUUAUCCAUCUCAGGCAAAGACAUGGAGGAAUAUCCCAGCUGCGCAAGACCUGCUUCUGAAAGGGAGGAAUCAUCGAACAACGAGCUCACACAUAGCGUCGCGGAUGACCACCGCAGCCUGUCUCCUCCGAUCCACCUCACUCCGAAAGGGGAACGUCACGUCGCUGCCAAAACCAUCACAGACAGAGGCUCUGCGUUUUUCGGAAGCCCGACUUCUCAUUUAUUCCGCACCACCAGCCCAUACAGGCGAUCGCUCCAGGAAGCCAUGCGUGCCGAGAGGAGACAGUCUCUCUGUCAAGACCCAGCAGAAACAACUGGUGAGACGAUUGCAGCCGCCAAGGUGGCCUACUCUGAUAGCAAUUACUCCUCGGAUACGCUCAUUCACAAGACGGAGAUGAGGCAAGGGUGUCCGGUUGCGAAGCCUCUCAACGUGUUGGACUCAGGAGAAGAGGCCAAUGUCUUCGAAGAUACACCGACUUAUCGGCCCACUGGAGAGCGUUACGUUUCCACAGCAAGCUCAAUAGGAUGGAAGACAUGGCUAUCUGCCGACAUUGCCAAGCAGGAACCAUCUCCCACGAGAGUGAGCGGGCAAUCCCCAGAGGUCGAGUACAGGAUCCCAACCAUGCCGAGGUCUCUUGGCCAUGGGCAUGUUCGAGAAGCUGCUCAGACGGGCAGUUGUGAGGAAGAUGAGGACAAUGCAAAGCCGCCUGUUCGCAUGCCAACCAGCUCGGCGACGCCUCUGAGUGCCAUUGACUCGAACGUGAUCAAGCUUAGCCCUCAGCAGCGCUCAGUCAUGCGUACAACAACGCCACCUGCUGCUGAUUUACACCAAGAUCAAGUGAUUACACCCUUACAAUGCAAGACCUCGGCAUCGUACUACGGAGACGAUGCUUCAUCCAACUUUCGUAACAAUGCAACGAGACCACAAGCGCCACCCUCGGAGAAUAUAAGAUCGAGUCGCCACUACAAGCCCGUCACUCAACCAGAAACACCUAUUCGAGAGCACACUGUCAGACAAAUCAAAUCUCUUGCUAGCCUCAAGAGCAUGAGCAGAAUCAGAGAGCCGCAGACGGGCUCGCCACAGCCACCAGCCUCUUCCACGGUUCGGCUAGUGAGGAAGUCAGCGAGCAAGCCGGCAAUGAAUCCCGCAUCGGCGGCGUCUAGUCCAGGUUUUACUGGUGUGUUUGAGCGCCGGUUUGGGUCUAUCGGCCACCAUCUGGACGGCCAGCUAGUGGAGAAGGAGAACCAAGUUCCUCAUCACGGUGGUGCGCAAAAGCAGUCUCCGAGCACCAAAGGCCAAUUCAGGGGUAGCAAGGCGAUGGUGGAUCUCUUUCUCAGCACCCGCAGGCGGCAGGGAGUAAGCGGCGGCGACCCAACGGCAUUUGUUUGA
Diaporthe citri is the source of this 1749-nucleotide messenger RNA. RefSeq lists its product as uncharacterized. The coding region runs from base 1 to 1749 and encodes 582 amino acids. The record is from RefSeq and is a predicted model, not a curated record. NCBI's taxonomy places the organism in Eukaryota, Fungi, Ascomycota, Sordariomycetes, Diaporthales, Diaporthaceae. The transcript has a single exon.